Messenger RNA from Cotesia glomerata, 1479 nucleotides. Its product is annotated as ribonuclease P protein subunit p40-like. Gene Ontology annotation, molecular function: ribonuclease P activity; ribonuclease MRP activity. Gene Ontology annotation, biological process: endonucleolytic cleavage in ITS1 to separate SSU-rRNA from 5.8S rRNA and LSU-rRNA from tricistronic rRNA transcript (SSU-rRNA, 5.8S rRNA, LSU-rRNA); tRNA 5'-leader removal; tRNA 3'-end processing. Gene Ontology annotation, cellular component: ribonuclease MRP complex; multimeric ribonuclease P complex. Lineage: Eukaryota; Metazoa; Arthropoda; Insecta; Hymenoptera; Braconidae. The transcript has 6 exons. The coding region runs from base 199 to 1236 and encodes 345 amino acids. The record is from RefSeq and is a predicted model, not a curated record.
AGUACAAUUAUUUUUAUUGUUUUCCAUUUUCAGUGUCUUGCAGUGGUCUUGAUCUUGGUUAGGGUUAUAAUUUAUUAAUCCAAACUGAAUAACUUUAUAACAUUUACACACAAGUACUCUCACACUUAGUUUACACUCCAACAUCAACAUAAAUCACUUGUAUAAAUAUAUGUGGGUUAAAAGCAAGUAUCGACAUCAAUGUUGUGCGAAAAAAAUUUAAAACCUCGAGUUUUAAAAACAAUUAAAAAUUAUUCCAAUGAUCAGAAGACUAAAACAAAUCACGACAAAGUACCAGCUACUGUUGCUGAUCAUUAUUAUAAUUAUUUAAUAUCCGUUGUCUUGUCUGGGUUUAAAGACAUACCUGUUAAUCUUUAUCGUGCCAUUGUCGAGGAUACUGAUUAUUACAAAGUUCUCCAGCUGCCUGUACAUGAGCUUAUCGACCAGGAAUUUAUCGCGGCCUUUGUCAAAAAAGGUGAACUGACAUUAGUAUCUGCCGACCAAAACUUGACAACCGACAACAGCAUCUGCAUAACUCCAACAGGAUACUUAGUGCUUUCACUCCUCGCAUCAGAUUACCAAGAACUAGGUCUAGAAGGUUCGCCUUCAUUUUUCUCUCGGCAGCGCAACCGCUUCAUUGUCAAAAUAAAUGUAAAAGAAGAAACAUUCGUGGCAGGAAACAAAAAGUACGAACGUGUUAAAAAAUGUUUGGAAAAUAAUUUUAAACACAAGUUCGAUGUUAUUGUAUCGUGGGACCCUCCAGGAGAAAAAGUAUGUCCAUCAUCCGUAGCAUCGUGGUUCAAUAAUCGGGGUCAUAAGACGUUUGUUUGCCAUCAAAAAUCGAGUAAAAAAUUUAAUUCGUCAAUAGAUGCACCAGAUGGUGACUCGGAAAAAUUAUUCUCGUGGAUGGAUAAUCUUCCAAAUUCAAUAAAUAAUGAUGGUGAAUCGGAUAUCAAAAAAGAUAUUUUAUACAUUGAGUGCCGUGGAUUUUUUACAAGGUCAAGAGUAAUUAAAAUCUUCAACAUCAUGAAGGAAUUAUUAAACUCAUCAGAAAACACUGGGGAUGAGUUCUGGGGAUUACAUGUCCGAGGUUUUGACAACAGCCCUGUAAGUUGGGGAUUGAAAGAGCAUGCAGUGAUUAACAAUGACGGUACUAACAAUUACACUGUAAUUUUAAAACACAGUGAGAUUAUAAUACAAAAAUGUCUGAGCUCAAGUAGUCGGCCGAAAAAUAAAUAAAUUUUUAAUAAAUUGAAUUUUAUUGUAAAUAUAAUUUUAAUUUAGAUUUUAAAUUAGGCUGAUAAUUAAUGGACUAUCACAAAUAGUUGCUAAGUGACUAGUAGAUAAAUAAUCGAUGUAUAAAUAUUUAAGCUUGAUAAUUAUUAAUUAUAAUUAAUGAGUGAAAGUAUCGCAGACUAACGAGAUCAGGCUUUGCCUUAAACAAAUAAAUCCAAGCAUUACGGCCUAAAUAAAAAGGCACUA